UAUCUCUCUCUUUCUCUCAAAAACUACAUUUGAGAGCCAUGGUUAAGGAAAUAAAAACUGAAGCAAAAGUAAGUGUUGGAAUUGAAGCCUUGUGGAAAGCUUUGGCCAAAGAUGUGGCAUCUGUGACACCAAAAGUCAUCCCAAAUUUGGUCAAGAAUGUCGAAGUGACAGAAGGAGAUGGUGGCAUUGGCACAGUCUUCCUCUUCAAUUUUGGCUCUGAUGUACCAAAGAUGAGUUAUCAGAAGGAAAAGAUUGUGGAGCUUGAUGAGGCUGUGCAUAAAAUUGGGCUGCAAGUCAUAGAAGGAGGACACUUGAACUUUGGGUUUUCUUCAUACAAAACAACCUUCCAACUCACUCCAAUUCAGGAAGAGGAGAGAUUUAUAAUGUUACGUUGUGUUUAG
Prunus avium (sweet cherry) is the source of this 401-nucleotide messenger RNA. The record is from RefSeq and is a predicted model, not a curated record. NCBI's taxonomy places the organism in Eukaryota, Viridiplantae, Streptophyta, Magnoliopsida, Rosales, Rosaceae.